GGGGUGACUUUGUCACGGGCCAGGACGAUGCUCUCCAUCACCCCGGCCGCGGUCCUGGUGCUGCUGGUCGCCUCCGCGGAGUUGUCACUCUUCCCCAUAGCGGCCGAAGGUAUUUUUUAUGUCCUUUAAAAAGUAUUUCCGAGUCAUGGAGUCUGUCACUGCCGAGGAGCUCCCUGAAGAGGAAGAGGAAGAAGAGCAGGAGCAGCUAUUGAAGCGGCAUCGGAAGGAGAAGAAGGAGCUGCAGGCCAAAAUUCAAAGCAUGAAAAAUGCGGUUCCGAAGAAUGACAAAAAGAGGAGGAAACAAUUGAUUGAGGAUGUUGCUAAAUUGGAAGGAGAAAUGGAACAGAAACACAGAGAAGAACUGGAGCAUUUGAAGCUUACUUCACAUGCAAAGAAUAAGAUAGACUCUGUUGUCGUUAACAUUGCAUGUUUGGAUAUUGAGAAUCAGCAACCUCGGAUAUCAAAAGCACAGAAGAGGCGGGAGAAGAAAGCUGCAUUGGAGAAGGAAAGAGAAGAAAGGAUAGCAGAAGCAGAAAUUGAAAACUUAUCUGGAGCCAGACAUCUAGAAAAUCAGAAACUUGCACGUAUUUUGGCAGCUAGACAUUUAGAAAUUAAACAGAUUCCAUCAGAUGGCCACUGUAUGUACCGAGCUAUUGAAGACCAGCUAAAGGAACAGGAAUGCCUCCUGACUGUAGCCACCUUAAGAAGUCAGACCGCUGAAUAUAUGCAAAACCAUGUGGAGAACUUCCUGCCAUUCUUAACAAAUCCUAAUACAGGAGAUAUAUAUACUCCAGAAGAGUUUGGAAAGUACUGUGAUGAUAUUGUAAACACAGCUGCAUGGGGAGGUCAACUUGAGUUAAGGGCUCUGUCUCAUAUUUUGCAAACACCAAUAGAAGUAAUACAAGCAGACUCUCCUCCAAUUGUAGUUGGUGAAGAAUAUUCAAACAAACCUUUAACACUCAUAUAUAUGAGACAUGCCUAUGGCUUAGGAGAGCAUUAUAAUUCUGUGAAACAACUGAUGGACUCAGCUACUGAAAAUGGUAGCUAGUUCAUGAAGUUGGUGCAAUUAUAUAUUGGUUCUGUGCAGCAUGACUGUCUGGGCAUUCAUAUCAAGACCUAGAUUGUUCCAAAGGGAAUUGAAUCUCUUCUUUUUUAAACUUCUUUCUCCUCCUUUUCCUCUUCCUUCUCUUCCAGCUGCUCUUCCUCCUCUUCCUUCUUUUCUCUUCCUCUUUUUUUUUUUUUGCAAAGCUUCUAAUGGAUUUUGAACACACAUCAGAAAUAAACUCUAACUAGUUUCCACUUAGUGGCAUUUUUAAAACUUGUUUAGAUGCAUCAUGUGAGAGCAACAUAGGCAGAGCAGGUUUAGGACAAAACUUCCAAAUAUUGCUAUUUAUUAUAUCCUAAAGUAGAUUUCCUCUAACCUACACUGAUAUAAAUUUUAAAUGGUCAUAUUUUUAAAUGUUAGUAAAAAGCUUCCAGUAUCUUUCAGUAUAACUAUUGAAGAUAUAAUACUCAGCAAUUAUGUGGUAAUGGUGAGAGUGAGUUCUGAUACUCCUUUCAGAUGAGAUUGAAUGCUUAUCGCUUGGUAUUACUGAUAGAAUGAUCUGAAUUUUUUCCACAAUGUUAUUUUUAUAAGAUUAAGGUACUGCUAAGAGCAUACUUGACUAAUUAAGAAUUUAAUAGUAUUUAUGCAGGUGCAAAUCACUUGAUUAAAAGAAGUGGAUAAGGUGAAAGGCCUUAACACAUAACAAUUUAUGCCUAAAGUAUGACACUUCAUUUAAAAAAAAAUGUAGUUACUGAGUUGUCUCCUACCCCACCCCCAAGUUUGCUUUUAGAUUUAUCUUAAUUCAUUAGAUAUUUAUUGCUAUUUUUAAAGGCUUAUACUCUGCAAUUAAUACUAUACAUUUGUGAUUAUAUUAAAAAGUUCAGAUUAUAUGCUUUUUUAAAAAUUUUGCUUUGCCUUUGAAUAUUCAGCUGCUCUCACAGCUGACUUCCUAACUUUCCUCAGUAACUCCUCAGUUUGGUUUGCUUUUUCUUAAAAAAAAAUGUAUAUA
Molecule: messenger RNA, 2054 nt
Organism: Monodelphis domestica (gray short-tailed opossum)
Lineage: Eukaryota; Metazoa; Chordata; Mammalia; Didelphimorphia; Didelphidae
Source: RefSeq, a predicted model, not a curated record